UUUCAGGCUGGCGCCUGUCUCGGCCCCCGCGCCAGUUUCGGGCUGGUUGGCGCGGAAUCGGGAGACUCCGGGACCAUGGCGCCGGUCCACGGCGAUGACUGCGACCUGGGGGCGAGCGCUAUGUCAGAUUCAGGGAGUCUUGCAGCUUCGAGAUCCCGGCGAGAGAAGAAAUCCAAGAAAGGGCGACAGGAAGCUCUAGAAAGACUGAAAAGGGCUAAAGCUGGUGAGAAGUAUAAAUAUGAAGUAGAGGACUUCACAAGCGUUUAUGAAGAAGUUGAUGAGGACCAGUAUUCGAAGCUGGUUCAGGCCCGCCAGGAUGAUGACUGGAUUGUGGAUGACGAUGGUAUUGGCUAUGUGGAGGAUGGCCGAGAGAUUUUUGAUGAUGACCUUGAAGAUGAUGCCCUUGAUUCCCAAGAGAAAGGAAAAGAUGACAAAGCACGAAACAAAGACAAGAGGAACGUUAAGAAGACUGUGGUGACAAAACCAAAUAAUAUCAAGUCAAUGUUCAUUGCCAGUGCUGGGAGGAAAACUGCAGAUAAAGCUAUUGACUUGUCCAAGGAUGAUCUGCUAGGUGACAUUCUACAGGAUCUGAACACUGAGACACCUCAAAUAACUCCGCCACCUGUAAUAAUACCGAAGAAGAAAAGAUCCAGUGGAGCUUCACUGAAUCCUUUCUCUGUGCACACCCCUAAGGCAGUUCCUUCAGGAAAAACCGUUUCCCCAGUCUCAAGGAAGGAGCCUUCGUUAACUCCUGUUCCCCUUAAAUGUGCUGGAUUUGCUGGCGCGCCAGGGCCGGCCUUGCGGACAGAUGACAAGGAGGAGUCAGGGCCAAUGGACUUUGAAGAUGGUGACUUCGAUGAGCCCAUGGAAGCCGAGGAGGUGCAUGUGGAGCCCGUGGCUGCCAAGACUUGGGACCAAGAGAGGGAGCCAGCAGAGGAGGAGAAACAAGAGGCAGAUCCUGGGAAAGGGACCACGUCCAAUUUAGGAAGUUAUCUCCCGGAUGUCUCUUGUUGGGACAUUGACCAGGAAGAUGACAGCAGUUUCUUAGCCCCGGAAGUUCAAGUGGAUUCCAGUCACCUCCCACUGGUGAAAGGGGCAGACGGGGAACAAGUAUUUCAGUUUUAUUGGCUGGAUGCUUAUGAAGAUCAGUACAGCCAACCAGGUGUGGUAUUUCUGUUUGGCAAAGUUUGGAUUGAAUUUGCCGAAACCCAUGUGAGCUGUUGUGUCAUGGUGAAAAACAUUGAGCGAACGCUGUACUUCCUUCCCCGUGAAACGAAAAUUGAUCUAAACACGGGGAAAGAAAAAGGAACUCCAGUUACAAUGAAGGAUGUUUAUGAUGAAUUUGAUGAGAAAAUAGCAGCAAAGUAUAAAAUUAUGAAAUUCAAGUCCAAGCCAGUGGAAAAGAACUAUGCUUUUGAGAUACCCGAUGUUCCAGAAAAAUCUGAGUAUUUGGAAGUUAGAUACUCGGCUGAAAUGCCACAGCUUCCUCAGGAUUUGAAAGGAGAAACUUUUUCUCAUGUAUUUGGGACCAAUACAUCCAGCUUAGAACUGUUCUUGAUGAACAGGAAGAUCAAAGGACCUUGCUGGCUUGAAGUAAAAAAUCCACAGCUCUUGAAUCAGCCAAUCAGUUGGUGUAAAUUUGAGGCAAUGGCCUUGAAACCGGACUUGGUAAAUGUAGUUAAGGAUGUUGGACCUCCUCCACUCGUGGUCAUGUCUUUAAGCAUGAAGACAAUGCAGAAUGCAAAGACACAUGAAAAUGAGAUUAUUGCUGUGGCAGCAUUGGUCCAUCACAGCUUUGCAUUAGAUAAAGCACCCCCGCAGCCUCCCUUUCAGUCACACUUCUGUGUUGUGUCUAAACCAAAGGAUUGUAUUUUUCCAUAUGAUUUCAAAGAAAACAUUAAGGAAAAGAAUGUAAAGGUGGAGGUUGCUGCAACAGAAAGAACACUGCUAGGUUUUUUCCUUGCAAAAGUUCACAAAAUUGAUCCUGAUAUCAUUGUGGGUCAUAAUAUUUAUGGGUUUGAACUGGAAGUGCUGCUGCAGAGAAUUAAUGUGUGUAAAGUUCCUUACUGGUCCAAGAUAGGUCGGCUGAAGCGAUCCAACAUGCCAAAACUCGGGGGCAGGAGUGGAUUUGGUGAAAGAAAUGCUACCUGUGGCCGAAUGAUCUGUGAUGUGGAAAUUUCGGCAAAGGAAUUGAUUCGUUGUAAAAGCUACCAUUUGUCUGAACUUGUUCAACACAUUCUGAAAACUGAAAGGGUUGUAAUCCCAAUGGAAAAUGUACGAAAUAUGUACAGUGAAUCUUCUCAUCUCUUGUACCUGUUGGAACAUACCUGGAAAGAUGCCAAGUUCAUUUUGCAAAUCAUGUGUGAGCUAAAUGUUCUUCCAUUAGCAUUGCAGAUCACUAACAUCGCUGGGAACAUUAUGUCUAGGACACUGAUGGGUGGACGAUCUGAGCGUAAUGAAUUCUUGUUGCUUCAUGCAUUUUAUGAAAACAACUAUAUUGUGCCUGACAAGCAGAUUUUCAGAAAACCUCAGCAAAAACUGGGAGAUGAAGAUGAAGACAUCGAUGGAGAUGCCAGUAAAUACAAAAAAGGACGUAAGAAAGCAGCUUAUUCUGGAGGCUUGGUAUUGGACCCCAAAGUUGGUUUUUAUGAUAAGUUCAUUUUGCUUCUGGACUUCAACAGUUUAUAUCCUUCCAUCAUUCAGGAAUUCAACAUUUGUUUUACAACAGUGCAAAGAGUUGCUUCAGAGGCAGAGAAAGUUACAGAGGAUGGAGAACAAGAACAGAUCCCCGAGCUGCCAGAUCCAGGCUUAGAAAUGGGCAUUUUGCCCCGAGAGAUCCGGAAACUGGUAGAGCGGAGGAGACAAGUGAAACAGCUCAUGAAACAGCCAGAUUUAAAUCCAGACCUUGUUCUUCAGUAUGACAUUCGACAGAAGGCUUUGAAGCUCACGGCAAACAGUAUGUAUGGCUGCCUGGGAUUUUCCUACAGCAGAUUUUACGCCAAACCACUGGCUGCUUUGGUGACAUACAAAGGAAGAGAGAUUUUGAUGCAUACAAAAGAGAUGGUGCAGAAGAUGAAUCUUGAGGUUAUUUAUGGAGAUACAGAUUCAAUUAUGAUAAACACCAAUAGCAACAAUCUGGAAGAAGUGUUUAAAUUGGGAAACAAGGUAAAAAGUGAAGUGAAUAAGUUGUACAAGCUGCUUGAAAUAGACAUUGAUGGUAUUUUCAAGUCUCUGCUUCUGCUGAAGAAAAAGAAGUAUGCUGCUCUGGUUGUUGAGCCAACAUCGGAUGGGAAUUACAUCACCAAACAGGAGGUGAAAGGAUUAGAUAUAAUUAGAAGAGAUUGGUGUGAUCUUGCUAAAGACACUGGAAACUUUGUCAUUGGUCAGAUUCUUUCGGACCAAAGCCGGGACACUAUAGUGGAAAACAUUCAGAAGAGGUUAAUAGAAAUUGGAGAAAAUGUGCUAAAUGGCAGUGUCCCCGUGAGCCAGUUUGAAAUUAACAAGGCAUUGACCAAGGAUCCCCAGGAUUACCCUGAUAAAAAAAGCCUACCUCAUGUGCAUGUUGCCCUCUGGAUAAAUUCUCAAGGAGGCAGGAAGGUGAAAGCUGGAGAUACUGUGUCAUAUAUCAUCUGUCAGGAUGGGUCAAACCUCACUGCCAGUCAGAGGGCCUAUGCACCUGAGCAGCUGCAGAAGCAAGACAGUUUAACCAUCGACACCCAGUACUACCUGGCCCAGCAGAUCCACCCAGUCGUCGCUCGGAUCUGUGAGCCAAUAGAUGGAAUUGAUGCUGUUCUCAUUGCCACGUGGUUAGGACUUGACCCCACCCAGUUUAGAGUUCAUCAUUAUCAUAAAGAUGAAGAGAAUGAUGCUCUGCUUGGUGGCCCAGCACAGCUCACGGAUGAAGAGAAAUACAGGGACUGUGAAAGGUUCAAAUGUCCAUGCCCUACGUGUGGGACUGAGAAUAUUUAUGAUAGUGUCUUCGAUGGUUCGGGAACCGAUAUGGAGCCCAGCUUAUAUCGUUGCAGUAACAUCAGUUGUAAGGCUUCACCUCUGACCUUUAUGGUACAGCUGAGCAACAAAUUGAUCAUGGACAUCAGACGUUGCAUUAAAAAAUACUACGAAGGCUGGCUGAUUUGUGAGGAGCCCACAUGUCGAAAUCGAACUCGGCACCUUCCCCUUCAGUUUUCCCGAAAUGGACCUCUUUGCCAAGUCUGCAUGAAAGCUACACUCCGGCCAGAGUAUUCUGACAAGUCCCUGUACACCCAGCUGUGCUUUUACCGGUACAUUUUUGAUGUGGACUCUGCACUGGAGAAACUUAUUACCGAUCAUGAGAAAGAUAAAUUGAAGAAGCACUUUCUUACUCCCAAAGUUCUACAGGACUAUAGAAAACUCAAGAGCACAGCAGAGCAGUUCUUGUCCCAAAGUGGCUACUCGGAAGUGAACCUCAGCAAACUCUUCACCUACUGCGCCGUGCGGUCCUGAGGAAUCGCCGGAAGUGGGUGCGGUGGGGGCUCUGGAAGGAAGAACCGCAUCCUCGCAUCCUCGGUGCCUGCGCCAUGGCCCUGGCUGCCUCUCCUGCAUUGCUUUUCCUUUGGGACUCCAUACCAUGUUUGUGUGGAUGCGGCUCGGGUGGGAGAUUAUUAAGCGGGCCUGCAAAAAUAUUUAAUCUACUGAGUAUCAAAGAACAGCAAAACCACCUUCCUCUUAUGUAUACCUCAUGCUGUUGCUACACCAAGCCUAAGAGCUGGCUGCUUGACGGAGUGGCCUGGAUGCAAGUGGCCCCAGGCUUUGCCCCAGGACCUUAAGCAGAGGCGCCCCUAGAAAGAGGGCUUCAUAGAGCUUGGUAGGAGGGCCGACACUUUGCCUUUUCACAUGCCAGUUAAACCCAGUCUGAACCCAACUGCUGCCUGGCCGCUGGCCCCAGGAGUGGCUGUCCUUUUCAGUCUUUCUUUAAUAUAAGUAGCUGGGGGGGGGGGGGGAGAUUUAGAAGGCUUGCACUUACUAAAUAGAUUAAACAGAGCUUACUUGUAUAUUGAAUUGCUCCAAAGCCCAACCUGCACGCGCACAUGCAGAAUGGGCAGCUGUUCUACACCCACCUUCCUUUUUUAUUUCCUCAAGUAGAACAUUUAGGUAAAGGUUUAUACAAAAGGAAAGCACAUUUUAAAUAAUUUGAUAGAUCUUAUUUCAUUAAAAAUGUAUAGGGGUUGGGGUGAGGAUGAUUGUGUUAUAUUCAGAAAAACUGGGGCAGGUGACUGGUUAAUGAGCCCUGGUGCUGUUUUUCUCAUUUCUUUAGAACGGUGUGUUUUUGCCAGAAGCCAGACGUAUUGCAAUAUUUCUUACGUUCUUGGUAAGAUUAUAGUAACAAAGCAUAUUUUCCCUUGUACAACUAUGCUAUAUUUUUUUUAAAUCUACCUAUGCUUUUUCAUGAAAGAAACAUAUGCUGUGCUUUUUUUUUUUUUUUUUCACUUCAGAAUAAAGUUUUCUAAAGGGAAACUAGUUGCAGCGACUCCUUAUCAGGUGCCAAGAGUGACUAGAGGGGGCAGCCAGGAGUAAGGGGUGACUGGAGGCUGUUCCCUUCCCAAACCUCAGCCUCCUUAGAUCUCCGCUCAGAAAUGCUCCGCGUGGGAGUUCCCUUGUGGUGCAGUGGGCUAAGGAUCAGGCGUGACGACAGUGGCUCGAGUCGCUGCUGUGGGACCAGUUCAGUUCCUGACCUGGGAACGCCCACAUGCCGAGGACGCAGGGAAGAAAGAAAAAGAAAAAAAAAAAAAAAAAAAAAGCUCAGCAUGAUGUAUGUCCCAGUGUUCUGAGUGGCAUUUUCAUGGACUUUGGGUCCUUUAAGAGAUGCAGUAUGACUUCUCGUGUGCUUUGCCGACUUGGACAGCCAGAGAGAGCUCAGCCAAGAGCCCAGUGCUGUCUCCUUUUGGAGAGCAAGGCUGAUGGCUCCUGGGAGAAAUGCCUCCACAAGAGAACGGUCAUCUGACUUGGACCCGAGUGAAAGCACACUUGUUAAGCGGCAGAGGUGACACCGCCCUUUAUCUUGCUUCACCUUCCCCAUUCUCUCCAACCCUCUCCUCCUUUCUCCUCUCUCUUACACUUGCAGUUUAAGGCCCUGUCAGUGAAUUAACUCUUGGUUCCUCGGGCUCUGGGACCCGUCAGAAGUUGUAGCAGCCACGCUGCUCUAUGAAACUAAGGAUUAGUGUGGCUUUUCCUUGCUGUUACCGUGUAGAUUACAGGGAUGGUUCUAUGAUGGAUGUGUGCUUCCUGAGCCCACACCCCUGCUUUGCUCUCUGAAGAGAAGGCAUGUUCUCCUUGAUUUCUGGAACCUGGGGUUAUGGUAAAUACAAGGAGAGGGUUAUCUUGAGCUUGCUCAUCAAGAAACUCCAGGAAACACAACACAGAUGGCUUCUCAUUGGUCUGUUUCUUGUCUCUGCAUCUAGAUUGUAAUGACUGUGAGGGCAGGAACCAUUUCUGUAGAAACUCCACAGAAAGUCAGACAUGUCUUCGUACAGUUCUCGAAGAGAGCUAGCAUGAUGGUUGAUGUUUUAUUUAGAUCAGCAACUCCAGGUAGGUUAAGAGAGUUUUCUGGGAGGCACCUAAGGAUUCCAGGAUCUUAUAGAGAGUUGCAACUGCAACUGUGAUCAAGAAUGCCAGUGGAGGAGUUCCCGUCUGUAGCGCAGCAGAAAUGAAUCCAACUAGGAACCAUGAGGUUUCGGGUUUGUUCCCUGGCCUCACUCAGUGGGUUAAGAAUCCGGUGUUGCUGUGGUGUAGGCGGGCAGCUGUAGCUCUGAUUCGACCCCUAACCUGGGAACCUCCGUAUGCUGCAAGUGCAGCCCUAAAAAGCAAAAAAGAAUGCCAGUGGAGGAGUUCCAUCAUGGCUCAGCAGGUUAAGAACCUGACAUAGCGUCUGUGUAGACACGGGUUACAUCCCUGGCCUUGCUCAGUGGGUUAAGGGGUUGGUGUUGCCAUGAGCUGUGGUGUAGGUCACAGAUGUAGCUCAGAUCCUGCAUUGCUAUGGCUGUGGCUGUGACCAGCAGCCGCAGCUCUGAUUCGACCCCUAGCCUGGGAACUUCCGUAUGCUGCAGGAGUGGACC
This is a messenger RNA of Phacochoerus africanus (Common warthog), 7091 nucleotides long. It is a transcript of the gene POLA1, whose product is annotated as DNA polymerase alpha 1, catalytic subunit. The transcript is spliced from 37 exons. Lineage: Eukaryota; Metazoa; Chordata; Mammalia; Artiodactyla; Suidae. Gene Ontology annotation, cellular component: alpha DNA polymerase:primase complex. The coding region runs from base 76 to 4482 and encodes 1468 amino acids. Gene Ontology annotation, molecular function: chromatin binding; DNA replication origin binding; purine nucleotide binding. The record is from RefSeq and is a predicted model, not a curated record. Gene Ontology annotation, biological process: DNA replication; lagging strand elongation; leading strand elongation.